GGCUCCAUCACAUACGUCUAAGUCAUUGGAUGUAUUGUAUUACACUUUCAUCAGAACAUCUGCUGAAGUCAACAAACGGGACGACAGACCGAGAACAGUCUGACCGGACAUCUUAACGGAGGAGAUGUUGCAGUCCAACCCCUCCCAUCGCUGUGCGCGGAAAGGCGCACACGCUCGUGCUCUUUACGCAUCGUUUUGGCCGUACGUUUCCUAUAAAAUUCACUUUCAUCGGGGGACACCUACAGCUCAGCCUCGAAUCUUUUCCUGUCUUUCGAGUGAUGCACAAGGAUACCUUAAUGAGAUCAUUACCCUGGGUAGAGAAGCCUAGCUUGCGCGAUUGCGGAUUCGCUGCUUGAAGGGCAGACGAAACCGCAAGGAUUACAUUCAUUCAUUUAUAUUGGAGUGUACUGCAGGACUGAUAAAUACACGAAGUCAGUGUGGGUGGUAGGGUACAUUCUGAGCAGGGACCGGCAAGUGUAAACAGAUACGGAUGAGGUAAACAUUGUCAGACCUCAUUUUCCGUUACCUCCUUCAUUUCCUUUAUCUGCCGCAGAGACUAGCAAAACGUGCGGACUUGGUUUUUCACAAGGAAAACCUGAUAAGAGAAAUAACAGGCUAAGUACAGAGAGUUAUGGGUUGUUGUUUUUUGCAAUUAACUGCAGCAUAAGGAGACCCACGCUUUUAAGGAUGUAGGACAUCAUCGCAUGCAGGGAAGUUUGUGUUUUAACUGCGCAGCCAGAGUUUCCACCGAUCUGCUGGACUGAUGUGAUUCUUUCCUCCUCGUCUGCGGCCAGGCUGCAGGCAUCUUCGUCGGAGGUGUUCCCUCGUUGCCUUGGCGAUUUAAGUUUAAUCGCAUCUUCGACAACGUGAUGCAACCUACCACAACAGUUGCUAUUUGUUGAAAGAUUCCAGAUUUCAACGUUAUACCAAACAUCCCAUAGGCCAACUGGUGUGGUAUUUUGGUUGAAUUGUUGAGAAGUGCUGUCCCUUUCAAGAAAUUGCCACAUGCAGCCACGGGAAAGGUGAAGUCAGGAGUGAUGCCUCUGGAGGCAUCUCUGGUUCAAUUCUGGAGUUUUUUUUUUUUUGGCUCUGACCUUUUGUGGUAGUCGACAUAUCUGAAUGACUUUCAGACUAAAGCGAUACUAUGAGCAAUUCAUACAAGGGCGUUACCGUUAGUGAUGCCAAGUUAGCAUGAGUCUUGGGAAAGGACGCAGUGUAUACUAACAACAAAGCAUGGGAGCAAAACAGACAAAGGGGGCUGAGGCUGGCCCGAGCCCUCACCACGGCUGGAAACGGACACCGACGAAGGAGCGGAGCGGAGAUUUAUUCGCCUCGUUCAUGUUGAGGUCAGGGGACAGACUCAGCCGAAGCGGGACCCCUCCUCCUUACCAGCGACGCAUUGGGAUGAUUCAGGAGAUGAUGAUGAUGGCAAAACAGGGAAAACAAGACGAGGCAACAGAGAUGCUGAAAACACUCCGACAGGAUUUAGGAAUGGAGUCCACGUCUCUGGAUGAUGUCCUCUACCGAUACGCCAGCUUCCGCAACCUUGUGGAUCCCAUCACCCAUGACCUGAUCAUCAGCUUGGCCAAAUAUAUCCACUGCCCAAAAACGGAGGGCGACUCUCUGGGCGCCAUGGAGAAGGUGUGCCGACAGCUGACCUACCACCUGAGCCCGCACACGCACUGGAGGCGGCAGGGCCUGCUGAAGAGGAAACCUCAGUCAUGCUUGAAGUCAGUUUUGUCUGUCCCUCCAGCCAGUGGGGCCUUAGAUCUGUCAGGCAUUCCCCUGGGUGUGCGUGACAUGGAGCGCCUGUGCACUCACCUCCAGCGCCACGCCUCGCGCACCUGCAGCCUGGAGCUAGGCUUCACCGACCUCACGGACGAGGCCUUCCUGCUGCUGCUGCCCACGCUGGCCGCCCUGCCCCGCCUCGAGACGCUGGCCCUCAACGGCAACCGGCUGACGCGUGCCGUGCUCAAGGAGCUCACCGACACCCUCAAGGACCCGGACAGCUUCCCUAGCGUCACGUGGAUCGACCUGGGCAACAACGUGGACAUCUUCUCCCUGCCGCAGCCCUUCCUGGUGAGCCUGCGGAAGCGCUGCCCCAAGCAGGGCAACCUUCCCACCAUUCUGGAGUUUGGAGAGAGCCAGGCCAGCGAGCCCGAGUGCAGAUUAGAGGAGGAGGACGAGGGAGACGACACCAACAGGACAGAGAGCACGGGAGAGCUGCGGUCCGAAGUAGAGGGAGAGUUGGAAGGGGAGAUGGACGGAGAGCUGGAAAUUGAGGAAAUGAUGGAGGAACUGUUGGACUUUGACAGAGAGGUGCAGGGCAAGGAAGACGAGGAUGACAGCAUGUGGACCAUGGAGGAGCAAAGAGUCGGGAGAAAACCCAUGCAGGGGAAGCAGAGCAAAGGGAAGAAGGGAAAAGAGGCAGUGAAAGCGGAGGGAGAGGAUGACACCCACAGUCAGUCCUCACAGUUGUCUUGCUCCAGUCCGUCCCACAAUUCCUCUGGGGCCUUUGAACUUCCCAAAGAGGACAGUGGGAAUAGGGCAGCUCCUCACUCAGACAGUCUGACCUGAAAGGCCACACAGUGUAAUUUAUCUGUGCCAUUCCCUUAAAUGGGUGCUUCGUUUAGGGCAACAGAACAUGUGCAAACCCUGUCGUCUCCAGUUCUGGGUAGCUUUGGUUGUGAGGUUUGCUGAACCAAAAGGAUUGUGGGUGGUUAUGGAUGGUUCACUCUGAGGAGAUGACAAUCAACAAAUGACAGCAAAGUAUAUGACUUAAUUAGCCCUAUCAUAUAAUGUGUAAUAUAGUACUGCAGUCUGAACCACUCAUUAAAUAGAAAGAUUAUAUUUUACAGUAAACUGGUAUGUAUUUAAAAUGUCAUUCAGGUGUCUCUCCCCUUUAUCCUGUCCAGUUGCGGACAUCUGCCUAUGUGCCUGUGACAUUGCUACCUUGCUGGUAAAUGGAUUGUGUAUGUGUGGAGUUGGAAAGUAAGACAGAGACAGCGAGCAAGAGAGACAUGUCUUCCUUCCUCUAAUUCUCUGUCUUCAAAUCUAUGCACCCAGCUGUUAGAAAUAACCAGCACUCCCCAGCCACAGUGUUCCUGCCCAGUAUUUCCUAAUCAAUAAAUACGUCCCAAAGCUUUAGGCUUUAGAGCAGGCGGAUGUGCUGAGAGCAACUUUAAUUAAGUGUUACCUUUAGAAGAGGGAACAAACCAAAAACCACAUUGAAAAGGACCAGACAAGCGAGAUAGGAAGUCCAUCUUUGACAGUGUUUAGGGUCUGUACAAAAGCAAGCUGUCACUGUGAGAGAAAACAGUGCCUGAGGAAAGGGAAUGAACCAAAGAGAGUCCUCUCCCUAGCUGUCCAGAGAGGCCUCAGACUGUGGAGGGAAGUUUCAGCUUGAAAACAUGUUGUUAAUGAGGACAAAUUUGAUAUCACUGAAGCCAUCCUAGCCACGCUCGUCCCUUUAUUAACACUAUACAUAACCUCUCACAAAUAUUUCUUUACUUUAUUUCUAGUCGAAUUCACAUAUACUAAAAUGUAACUUAUAUAAUUAAAUAGCUUUCAUAAGUGUACAGUUAUGAAGUAAGUGUGAGCAAACUGUUGUUCAAUGACUUUUAGAGGCUGAGUGGGAUAAGAAACUGCUUCAAACACAUGUAUCUGUCUUUUGCUAAUUAGAUGCUGCUAUCUCUGUUUGCUUAGAGGCUGUACAACCAUCCAAAUAUUAUUGUGAAUAAUUAUAUCCCUCACAAGUUAGCCAAUUGCAGUAUUUUGGUCAAUAUUUCCCUUUUUCUUAGACCAAUGAGAGCCUUUUAUCCGUACAAUUGAACAAACAGAUACCCAGAGUGCACUUUAAUGAAAUAUGUUUCUCAUUCUCAGGUCCUCUCACCAUAAAAGGAGCGCUUUCAUCUCAGAGAAAGACGUUCUUUAGUGUCAUUGUGUGUUUGUCAGAGCUCAAGUCAUUAGUUUAAAUAAUGUCCAGUGAAUCUAUAUGAUGCAGAUUUAGUGUAGCAGAGUGACCACUCACUGAUAAUAAUGAUCUAUUCCAGACAUGUUUGCACCAUGUGUAUAUAGCCUAGUAGGUCUUUGUGGACCUGUCUGCAUAAUAGUUUGAGUUGAUAACAAGGUAGGCGUAUAAACAAACACUACAAAUGUGAUGUGAAGUAACAUGAAUCUGAUGCAAAUCUUUAAAACUGAUCAUUUUCAUUUAACAUUAUUAAUUGACAAAAUAAAAAGAUUAUCAUUUUUUGUGACACUGAUGGUCUGAAUAAAUCUCAGAUUCAUGCCAAUUGUUUCUUGUCCCCGUCCUACUGUUUUAGUCACUUUAUUCCUUGAAUCACAAUUUUAAUGUAAUGUCAAAACAUUUUACACGCAUUGUAUUGCUCCAAACCAUGGCUAAACAAUGUGUGUGCUAUCCUCUUAAAUAAAUUGACAACCUCAUGAUCUUAAAGGGGGAGACAAGGUAUAUCUCUUAUCUGUUCUCUCAAAGGUACAUUCGAUCAAUAUGUUGGGGAAACAGAGUGUGAUGUUUUUGUUUUGUAUUAAACAAACGUACUCUCCUCUUGGGAUAUCAGUGGCCCAUAAACAAAUCAGUGGACAUAACAAUGAUGUUUUUCAAUUUUACGUGCAAGCCAGCCCAUGUCUGGGUGGAUUUUAAUACUAUGAUUAUUUAGUAGCCUAUGUUGUGCUUGUUUUGUAAACUGUGCCAAUCAGAUGCCAUGCUUUCUUCUCUCUUCUUCCUCUGCACUGGACAAAUGAGCAUGAUUCAUAGGAGGGCUGUUUAAGAAGCCUAUUGUCCACAAAGAACAAAUAUGUAUCAUUAUGUGUACUGUAUGGCUUCUUGACAAAGAAAUAGAAUGAAUGUCAUGUAUAAUAAAUAAAAAUAGAAUCCAUAUCUGG
Molecule: messenger RNA, 4902 nt
Organism: Clupea harengus (Atlantic herring)
Lineage: Eukaryota; Metazoa; Chordata; Actinopteri; Clupeiformes; Clupeidae
Gene: lrrc75a
Product: leucine rich repeat containing 75A
Source: RefSeq, a predicted model, not a curated record